CGCGAGCACAGCAACAACCAUGGACGCAGCCAUCCAGAAAAUCAAAGACAUAUAUACCCAAGCCGACGAAGACACCCGCAAGAGCAUCAAGCAUGAGAUCAACAACCUCCAGACCUUCUUCCGGUCGGACCUGGAUCUUGUUAGCUUGAUGGCAGACGGACCAGUCAGGUUCGGUAUGGCCAAGGUCGGAAUUGACCUUGGUACCUUUGAGAUGCUCAGAGACCAUGGAGGGUCGCUCUCGACGGCGCAGUUGGCGGAGAAGUCGGGUGCUGCGCCGGAGCUUCUAGAGCGCGUCCUGCGCGCCCAGGCAACUUUCAAUCUGAUCGACCAGACCGGCGACGACGAAUUCAAAGCCAACCGUCUGACCGGCAUCCUCGCCGACGAGCAUGCCUCUGCAUUGCUAUCGCACCAAUACGAACUCUUCGGCCCAGCCUUCAGCGCCCUCCCCUCCUUCCUCAAAGCCCGCGCCUACAAACCCGUAACCUCCAGCAAAGACACCGCCUUCCAACAAGCCCACAACACCACCCUCACCUCCUUCGAAUUCCUCACCCAGCACCCCGAACACAUGGAGCAUUUCGAAAAGGGCAUGAAAAUGAUGUACUACGACAACUGGUGGUUCGACGUCUACCCCGUCCGCUCCGAGGCAACAACCCGCUCCCUCCCCGGCGAAACGCUCCUCAUCGACCUCGGCGGCUGCCAGGGCCAGCAGGCUAUCGCCUUCCGGGCCAAAUUCGGCGAUGUCCCCGGCCGGGUGGUCGUGCAGGAUAUGCCGGAGACGCUGGCGGGUGCGGGUCCCGCUGAGGGGGUGGAGCUGAUUGCGCAUGACUUCUUCACGCCGCAGCCGAUUGAGAGGGCGAAGUUCUACUAUAUGAGGCGUGUGUUGCAUGAUUGGCCGGAUGAGGAGUGUGUGCGGAUUCUGAGGAAUAUUGUCCCUGUUAUGGCGCCCGACUCGCGCAUUAUUAUUGAUGAGAUGGUUUUGCCCGAGAGGGAUGUGCCUGAGUUUGCGGUUUAUAUUGAUGUUACGAUGUUUGCGGCGAAUGGGGGUGCUGAGCGGACUACGAAGGAGUGGAAGGCUUUGCUGGAUAGGGCGGGAUUGAGGGUGUUGAAUGUCUUGCCGUAUGAUCCUAAGUUGAUGUCGGUUAUUGAGGCGGUGCCUAAGUAA
Aspergillus candidus is the source of this 1162-nucleotide messenger RNA. Its product is annotated as methyltransferase B. The transcript is spliced from 4 exons. Gene Ontology annotation, molecular function: O-methyltransferase activity. Bases 20 to 1162 code for a protein of 380 amino acids. The record is from RefSeq and is a predicted model, not a curated record. NCBI's taxonomy places the organism in Eukaryota, Fungi, Ascomycota, Eurotiomycetes, Eurotiales, Aspergillaceae.